AUGAAUGUCAGUUCCGCUGCUCAGACCAUUUCUGAGCUAGAUGAUUGCAUACAAAGAGCUACAAAUGAAAGUAUUCCAAAUGGUGAAAUUGAUCUCUCUCUGGCCCUGGAGGUUUCUGAUGUUAUUAGAUCACGAAGAUUGGCUCCUAAAGAUUGUAUGAGGUCUUUGAAGAAGCGCAUCAUGCAAACUCGUUCAAAUGCCAACACUCAGCUUGCGUCUUGGAAGCUUGUUGAGGUUUGCAUUAAAAAUGGAGGUACACCAUUUUUGAAAGAGGUGUGCUCAAGGGAGUUUAUGGACUGUUUAGAAAGGACUGUAUUAUCCGAAGAGAUCAAGGAUAAUAGUGAUUUGCUCCAACUAUGUACGCGGAUGGUUUUUGAACUCUACACAGCGUUUAAAAAUGACUCGCAGUUAAACUAUGUUGUGAACGUUUAUGAAAGAUUGCAAAACCAGGGAGUUGAGUUCCCUACGGACUCGGUGAACUAUUUAAAUAUUUCUCAAGCGAUGUUUGAUUCCAAAACGCCGGCGGAGUGGGUUGAUUCGGAUGCUUGUAUGAUUUGCUCUAAUUCGUUCAGCAUUUUGAAUCGGAAGCACCACUGCCGUUCUUGUGGGGGCAUAUUUUGCCAGGAACAUUCCUCGCACAAGUUACCUUUGCCAGAACUAGGAAUUCCAGAGUCUGUUAGAGUAUGUGACUCCUGUUACGAUGGCCAUGAAACGAGAAGGCAUUAUUCCAAGAAGUCCCGGAAACGCAAACAGAAAAAGAAUGCACACCACGAUAAUGAAGACCAUGAAGACAAUGAAUUAAGGAAAGCAAUUGAACUUUCUUUGCGAGAAUCCCGUAAUUCUGACACUGUGAUACCUAAUGUCAAGAGCACGAAGGAAGCCACCAUAAAGGAGGAGGAGGAGGAAGACGCUGAUUUGAAGGCAGCUAUUGAGGCAAGUUUGAAGGAGCACGAGCUUGAAAAGCAGAGGAGGGCAUCACAAGUAGACGAAGUCUCUCACGCUGGUCUCCCUGCUGCCCAAUAUCCCACUAAUCAACUAAACCCAUCUGAAGAAGACGAUAUAUUACUUUUUGCAACUCUUGUUGAUAAGAUGAAAGGCCAGCCUGCAUCCGCUGUCUUGGAAAACAUACAGCUACAGCAACUGUACCAAAAGGUUCUUGGUACAAGGCCACGUUUGAACCAGGCUUUGAAUGACACAUACACUAAGUAUAACAGCUUACUGGAUAUGAACGCCAAAAUAUCUGAAAUAACUACGAGCUACGAUGCCAUUUUGGAAAGACAGUUAAGGAAUAUCAAUUUUUCACAGCAGUACGCCAUUCCGCAGGUCCCACACGAUCCUUAUUCUUACCAAACCACUAACAAUAGGAUGGAGAGUACUACUCUGGAAUGGGCCCCAAUUAGGCAGGAAUCACCUACAAGACAUGUGAGGGUUCCAUCGUUUGUACAAGAGAAUCGGGGAUCCUCUUUACACGUGAACGGUUUGGAUGAAAUUCUAAUAGGCCCAAAAACUGUCAUACAACCGCCAACUCCUCUCAUAUCGGAAAAGCCUUCCGACGACCCAUACCGUCUCCAAGCAAGAAAUUUACCCGCCGCAGAACCGUCAGAGCCUUCAUACGUACAAAGUACGUCAAAACAUCAUAAUGAAACAAAAAAUAAUGCUAAUAUUACUGGUUUCGAUUUUCCAACCGUUCCACAGCAGAAAAUCCAGGUCGCUAACGAUUGGCAAUCUAAUGCAAGAGAUUCAGAUAUAGCAGAGAAAGAAGAGGAACAACUUCUCAUUGAAUUGUAG
Molecule: messenger RNA, 1788 nt
Organism: Eremothecium sinecaudum
Lineage: Eukaryota; Fungi; Ascomycota; Saccharomycetes; Saccharomycetales; Saccharomycetaceae
Gene: VPS27
Product: ESCRT-0 subunit protein VPS27
Exons: 1
Coding region: 1-1788 (595 amino acids)
Biological process (GO): protein transport to vacuole involved in ubiquitin-dependent protein catabolic process via the multivesicular body sorting pathway; protein targeting to vacuole
Cellular component (GO): ESCRT-0 complex
Molecular function (GO): ubiquitin binding; metal ion binding; phosphatidylinositol-3-phosphate binding
Source: RefSeq, a predicted model, not a curated record